Molecule: messenger RNA, 2387 nt
Organism: Phalaenopsis equestris
Lineage: Eukaryota; Viridiplantae; Streptophyta; Magnoliopsida; Asparagales; Orchidaceae
Product: DAR GTPase 3, chloroplastic
Exons: 9
Coding region: 202-1311 (369 amino acids)
Cellular component (GO): mitochondrion
Molecular function (GO): GTP binding; GTPase activity
Source: RefSeq, a predicted model, not a curated record
UCUCUCUAUUUUUAGUUUUUGGAUGGAAUUCAGCGAAUGCGAAAAUCCAUAGAACCAAGAUAUGAAAAUUCUUAAAUUAAAAAAUUUUUCACAAUUUUUUUGUUUGCUGGAUGUCCUAUAUCCCGGGAUAAAUCCUAUAAACGCCCGCUAAGAUCCCCAAAAGUUGGGAUUUCUGUCGAUUUAUCAGUCCAGAGCUCUCCCAUGGCUUCAUUAGCAUACCCAGUGAACUGCCAAUCUUGGGCGCCGUUCGCUGCAGCGCCGUACUCUCAAUGUUCCCAUAAGUUCUCAGUCCACGAUGCUCUCACCCUUCUCGGUCCAAAUGCUCUUGGGUCUAGAAUUAUCUCCAGCUUAUCUCAGAAACAGAAAAGUAGCAUGUAUGGUUUUGCAACCGAGAAACUUUGGGAAGAAACUGACUGGGAGAAGCUGGAUGCUGAUUUGCAUUAUUGGACGAGACAGCUGCGGCCUGUUCAGUGGUAUCCUGGUCAUAUUGCUAAAACGGAGAAGGAACUCAAAGAACAGCUCAAGCUAAUGGAUGUUGUAAUAGAAGUUAGGGAUGCAAGGAUUCCAAUGUCCACUAGUCAUCCACAGAUGGAUCUAUGGCUUGGCAAUCGUAGAAGGAUACUUGUAUUGAACAGAGAAGACAUGAUAUCCACUGCCGAUAGAAAUGCAUGGGCUACUUUUUUUGCAAGACAGGGCGUGAAAGUUGUAUUCUCAAAUGGACAACUUGGAAUGGGCACUAUGAAACUUGGCAGACUUGCGAAAUCAUUAGCCUCCAACGUGAAUGUCAAACGUAGAGCCAAGGGCUUGCUACCUCGUCCAGUCAGGGCUGGAAUUGUGGGAUAUCCAAAUGUAGGUAAAUCUUCUCUAAUCAACCGUUUGCUAAAGCGCCGAAUGUGCCCAGCAGCCCCUAGGCCAGGUGUUACAAGAGAGUUGAAGUGGGUCCGCUUUGGGAAUGAUCUUGAGUUGCUGGACUCUCCAGGCAUAUUACCGAUGCGCCUCACGGACCAAGCAGCUGCAAUCAAGCUUGCAAUAUGUGACGACAUAGGCGAUAGAUCAUAUGAUGUCACUGAUGUGGCUACCAUUCUUUUGCAAAUGCUUGCAAAGCUGCCAAUAAUAGGACCAGAGGUUCUUUCCAAGCGUUAUGGAAUUGAUGCAGAUGCUUGCUUUGGUAGAAUAUUUCUUGAUAAGCUUUCCCUUCAGUUGUUCAACGGAGAUGUUGGCCAAGCAUCAUUUCGUGUUCUAAGUGAUUUUAGGAAGGGGAAGUUUGGUUGGAUUUCACUGGAAAGGCCCCCGAAACAAGUUGUGAAUUAACACAAACAAAUGUAAUAACAUGCUUCCACUUUAAAUCCGAUUAAGGUAGUGUUUUACUUCAUGAUGGAAUAAUACUGCCUAUUGGUAGACUUAAAUGGGCUUUCAAAUAGAUUUUCCCUUUCAUCUCCACACCAAAAUUGUCAUAUCAAAAGGAGAGUGUUAUACAGGUGAUAUGAUUUACUGAUGCAGAAGCUUGAUGCCUCAGAAGAAGUCUCAUCGCAACUGAUAUAAGGAAGUAUUUAUUUUUAUUCUUAUUUUUGUUUUUUUUUUAACAUUGGUACACAAGUUAUGCUAAUGACCUUCAUUCAGAUAAACAUUGAUGUUUAAUUUGCGAUGUUGUGCCUUUUGUUUAUAAUCAAUUAAAUUGUCUAUCAUUUAUGCAUUUAGUUUUCCACAUUUCCUAACGUUAGCUUUGUAAUUUUUGCCGAUGAAACAGAGAGGCUGUUCCUGCUUCCAAGAAAAAUAAUAUUAUCCUUGAAUAAUUGCAACAUAUAUCAUUAUGCUUGAGGCUGUACAAGCAGUGUUGUACGAAAGAACGUUGAGCCCGAAAGGAAGUUUUAACACUAAACUACAAAGCUUUCUUUGGAUACUGUGCAAAGUAUUAAUAACCAUAUUGAGGCCUUCAAAAUUUGUAGCGGUUGUGCAAGCAGAAGCUAAUGCAAAGACAAAAUCUUCCCUCAAAUGUUAUGAACAGAUAAAUGGCAAUUAAGGGCUGCUAAGAGCUCCAGAGAGAACAGAGAUUGGACACGAAGAACUGCAUAGAGAUGGAGAAGUUAUGUAUUAAAAGAGGCCUUGAUAUUCAUUUCCUUCUAUUAAAAGAGUUGCAUCCAUGGUAAACCAACUAUUCUAAUGAUUAGAAAAACUCGCCCAAUUACUGCAGUGUACCUCUUAUUAACUCAAAUAGCACCCGCCACUAUCCUCCUAUAAUUUGAUGGUCUUCGAGCCAUAAAGGUGUUUUGCAUUACUACCUUUGACGUGUGUUAGUUGAUUCAACAUUUGCAUCAUUAUUGUGGUUUGUAUCAAUUUUGCUCUUCAAAUGUGUGACCUUGCCCUGUAUGUUAUAUAGUUCUUCGCCA